GCACAGACAACACUUGUUCGUUAGAAUCUGAUAAAGAAAACUUCCAUGUAAUAAUGGACAUUGUUUUAGUUGAUACGGUUGAUUGAAGAACACACAAAAUGAUAGAACAUUACAAUAUGGACGUAUUUUUUUCUUUAUUUGCUGUGCUAUUGCAUUAUUAUCCCUUUAUAUUUUUUUAAAUUUUUGACUUGCGUAGUUGGUGGCGAAUGACGCCAUUCAUGUGUAAGCAAUAUAGUGAAGAUUGUUAUGUCGUGCCUGCUGAUACUGUAAAUGAAUACUGUUAAAAGUGAGACCAAGAACAAAAUAAAAUAUCAACAACAAGUGUAACUGCCACCAUCUUACCCUGUACACCACAUCCGGAGAGAAGUAAACAUUUUGAUGGGACAGGGUCGAUAUCGGCCCGGAGUUCGGGAAAUUCGGCAAGCUGGAACUCAUGGAAUUGGAGAAUAUAGUUGCGAACACCGUUUACUUAAAAGCAAGAGAAGGGGGUGCAGAUAGUAACAAAGGAAAAAGUAAGAAAUGGAGAAAAAUUCUUCAGUUUCCUCACAUAUCACAGUGCAUUGAUUUGAAAAACAAAAUAGAUGCACGCUAUUCUUACGUUGUAGAUCAUCAACCAAUUGGUCGAUUACUAUUUCGGCAGUUCUGUGAAAAUGAGAAGCAACAAUACCACCAUUACAAUGCUUUUCUUGAUGCUGUUGAAAGAUACGAGUUGGAAUCUGAUGAAAAGCGUAUGGAGGUUGCGCAGACUAUCUAUGGCAGAUAUUUAAAUCAAGAGUCAAGUGAAGCUGUAGAUAUUCUGAACAGUGAACUCACUGAGCAUUGCAAGGAGAAGCUGGCAGCUGGUAAUAAGGACCUGUUUUUAGAAUGUACAAAUGCUGUAAAAACCUUUCUUGCUGGAGACCCAUUUCGCCAGUUUGAAUGUUCCAUGUACUUCCAUCGUUACUUGCAGUGGAAGUGGCUGGAAAGCCAGCCAAUCACGUAUAAAACAUUCAGAAUGUACAGAGUUUUAGGAAAAGGUGGUUUUGGUGAAGUGUGUGCUUGCCAGGUGAGAGCAACAGGAAAAAUGUAUGCCUGUAAGAAAUUAGAGAAAAAACGAAUUAAAAAAAGAAAAGGAGAAGCCAUGGUUUUAACUGAAAAACAGAUACUCCAGAAAAUCAAUUCAAAGUUUGUGGUGAGUCUUGCUUAUGCUUAUGAGACUAAGGAUGCUCUGUGCCUUGUUCUGACAAUCAUGAAUGGUGGUGAUCUUAAAUUCCAUAUUUAUAAUAUGGGUGGUGAGCCUGGUUUUGAUAUUCAUAGGGCUAGAUUUUAUGCAGCAGAGGUGUUGUGUGGGUUGGAACACUUGCACGCACAAGGAAUUGUGUACAGAGAUUGCAAACCUGAGAACAUUUUGCUGGAUGACCAUGGACACGUGCGUAUAUCAGAUCUGGGUUUGGCAGUUGAAAUUCCAGAGGGAGAGAUGGUCCGCGGCAGAGUGGGAACUGUUGGUUAUAUGGCUCCUGAGGUUAUUGAUAAUGAAAGGUACACAUUCAGCCCUGACUGGUUUAGUUUUGGUUGUCUGAUAUAUGAAAUGAUUGAAGGUCAAGCUCCUUUCCGAGCAAGGAAAGAAAAGGUUAAGCGAGAGGAAGUGGACCGUAGAGUCAAAGAAGAUCAGGAAAAAUACUCCCAUAAAUUUAGCGAAGAGGCAAAGUCACUUUGUCAGCGGCUUUUGAAGAAGUCACCAAAAGCACGUUUAGGAUGUCACAAUGGGAGGAUGGGAGCAUUGGAAGUUAAACAGCAUGAGUUCUUCAGGUGUUUGAAUUGGAAGCGACUUGAAGCAGGAGUAUAUGAGCCUCCAUUUGUUCCAGAUCCACACGCCGUAUACGCCAAGGAUGUCCUGGAUAUUGAGCAGUUCUCAACCGUGAAAGGCGUCAAUUUAGAUGCCUCGGAUGACACGUUUUAUAGCAAGUUCAACACUGGUUCUGUAUCAAUACCAUGGCAGAAUGAGAUGAUUGAGACAGAAUGCUUCAAGGAACUAAAUGUAUUUGGUCCAAACAACACUCCAACUCCAGACCUUAUCAUUGAUGCUUUACCAGAACCUGAUAAAAAAGGGUGCUUUCCUUUUAGGAGAAAGAAGAAGCAGUCUGCUCGCACGCGGCCAGUGACUGUGGUAGAUCAGACAGCUGCUGUGCCAACAGAAGAAGUCAGAAGCUGAUGACUGUUGAGCAAUAGUUGUGCAUCAGCAGGGCAGCUGUAGAUUUCUUACCUAUGUUCAGACUGAAGAAUAUGUCUGCAGUACCUGUUAAUAGUGGCAUAUGAGAUGUGUUAUCUCUUGGCCGGUUUACAGUUCAUGUAGCUUUUAUACAUGUUAAGAACACCAGCAUUACUCUAUUAUUGAUUGCUCAUGAGCAGUGAUGUUAGGGCUUGAGAUUUGACUCUGUUACUGUUCUUAUGGUGUGACAUUUCACCAAGAUUUUAUAGACGAGUUUUGAUUAUAAUGUUAUUUCUGUGUGCCAUAACAUACAAGUUUGAGAGUUAGAUUGCAAAUGUAAAAUUAGCCAUACUUUUUAUGAAUAUGUAAAAUGAGAUUCAGUAAUGCAGAGGUAUUUCUUACAAUGCUUUAAAACAACUUGUGCCAACUUUGGUGACAUUCACAUUUCUCUGCACCCUGUCAUAUUACUGCUGUGACUCACUGAGGUCUGUUUCAUCACUUUUGAGUUACUUUUUAGAUUUCAGGUUUAGACAAAAUGAGCUCUGCUAAAUGCAGAGUUGUGAAAGCUUAUAUUUUUUGUUCCAGGUGAAACAUUAUUUUGCUGUUAGAAUGAACUAUUCACCCUUUAGACAACAUGAAACAAAACUUGUUGAAUUUGUUGCAGUUAUUUGUAUAUUUUGUUAACAGAUUUCAAUGAGACACAGUUUUGCUGUAAGUGUUGAAUUAAAUGCUGUUAAGGGAAGAAAAUCAUAAGUGCAAAUGGACAACUUUGAAUGAUAGCCUUAAGACUAGUGGAUUACAGUCAUAAACAUUAGGAUUCAUUUUCCUCAUUGGAUGAGAAACACCAGAGAGACAUCCAUUUUUUAUCUACCUUUUAAAAGAGCAUUUAUACUUUUUGUUGUAUUAUCAGAAUCCAAGUAAAAUGUUAAUACUUUGGAGGUCAUUGUAUAGUGAUGCAUAGAAAUGAUAUUAAAGCAUAUUGUGAGGGAGUGACUGAAUUAGUUUGUAUGUUUGAAAAGUAAAGUUUGUGUAGUGUGUACAAAUAAGACAGAGAGAAUCUGUACUGAUGUAAAUGUGUUCCUUAGAGUCUGUGUCUCGAAUGAAAUUGUUUGAUUGUUUCAUUUCAUAGAGAAAGGCUGCUCGUAUGAAAUGUGAGCCGUGUAGGCGCAUUUUGUAAUGUAGCCAUCUAUACAGUACAUAUUGCAGAUAAUCAAUAUUUGGUUAAAUGUCAAUUGAAUUAGGUGAAAUGCACAACAAAACUUUAUAUAGUGCCAAUGUCAUUCAUUACAGUAGGUAUUUAUAAAUUUAAUAUAAUACUGAUUCCUCCCUUUGAAAACUUUUUUUAGUUGAGUUUUGUCUAUUCUUAUUCAUUUUGUUCAGUAGCAUUUAUUUGCUGUAUGCAGGAUACUUUACAAGCACCAUAGAAACUUAAUGUUUCAUAUGUUUCAAUUCUCUUUAAAUGUAAUGUAGAUUACAUUAUUUCAUCACAGUUUGCUUUACUGUUUUGAGGGUCUUCCCCAUUUUUUACAUAAUUUCUUCCAGUUUUGUCUCAGCAUAGUUUUUAGUUUACAUGGGUUAAAAAGCACGUAGCUGUGUUGUCACAUGGUCUUAAAUAACUAAGCCAACAGGCACUUGGAAAACAUUAAUGUAAUGGGGAACUCUGUGGGCUACAAAGCAUAUUACUUAAGAUUUGUAUAAUCUAUAAUUUAAGGUUCAACGUUUGGCUGACAUUAUUUAAAAACACUUCCUGUUUUUGAGAGGAGCUGUAUUGUCAUUUUGUGUGUUGCUGUUUUCUGAUUUGCUUGCUUUUUUAUAUGUUAGUGUCUUUAGUGAAUAACAUGAGCAUGUGCAAGUAAUUUUAAGCAACGAGAACUUGAAGAGACAUAGUAAAUGUAAAAGGCUGAAGCCAUGAGCAGACUUAAUGGCCAGAAGCUCAGUAUAGUGAAAACCAGAACUUGAUGUAGUGUAAUUUCUCAUUUGUCUCUCUUGUUUUUAUGAUGCAUCAUGUAUAAAUUAUGUAGUCCAGCCAUAAGUAAGAUUAUUAUUGCACACACUAAAAAGAUUGAAUCUGAGCCCUUUCAUUUCUAAAUAAGAUUGAACUGUACAGUUAUUACAUCAGUUGUGCUAAAUUUUUCUGCAAAGCAACAUUUACCCAAAACAGUAAACAAAAUAAGAGGGAUUGCUGUAUCCUCAUUCCUAUGUGUUACUCAGGAAAGCUUUCUGCUGAUGCCAGUCUUAGUAGUUUAUGUUCCUCAUAUAUGUUGCUAGUUAUCACAGUUUAGUGGCAGAUACGUGUAAUAUUAACUGAUGUUGUUUAUAGGUAUUUAUUGAAAACAGUAUCAUGCAUAUUAUUUAGCUUGUCUAACUUUUUCCUUGUGUUUAUAUUUACAUCAUAUCAUUUUGUCUGUUAUCUGUGAAAACUUAUAAUGGUUUGCAAUUAUUUUAUUACGACGAAUUUGAUGCUGUAGAUACUACACAAAUAUAUGUUUUUAAUUUGUACAGAUUGCACAUUUCAUCGCUGUUAUGGGCCACCAAAUACGAGACAUAAAUCUUCGUUUCAUUUUGUUUCACAUGUGUUAAUCAUAUCCUAGUCAUGCAUUGUUCCCUUAUUUUGUAUUUGUUCAGCUGUUUGCACAUGAAUGCCAUUAUCACUUAAGUAAUGUAAUUUCAAUUUUUCUUUUGUGACCUAUGUCUAAUAUAGUUUUCUUAUUUCUGAGUGUAUGCUGCCAUAUUGUACUUUGCGUAGUUUCUUUAUACGAGAGAUGUCUCUUAAACUUGUAAACUCAUCAAGAACUAUUUAUUCAUUUACUUUGAUUCACAUUUUCCACCCCUUUUGUUCAUUGGAUUGACUGUUACAUUUUGAUGCAGUCUUCUCAUUAAAGACGAUAACUUGCUGUAACACCCUGAAAAUACUCUUUACAGAAACGGUUCCAGGUUUUCCCCCAGUAUGUCUUGUACUUCUUAGAACAUUGGCAACCACUUAUCUCAACUUUUUUGGAGAAUAGCAGUUUAAGUGUUUGAAAAUUGAUUUCAUUCUUUAAUUUAUGCUGUAUGUAAAAUUAUCCCAGCCUGUGGAAGAUAGACGUGAAAUAUUAUGUCCUGUAUUCUAAAUGUGUUUGAAACUAUGUUUCGGUUCACUCAGAUCUUCCAUAGUACUGCUGAUAAAAUUUAAUUUGGAUAUUCUGACUUUUACUUUCCUCCUCAGUUGUACGUGUAAAUUUUCAUUGCAAUCGUACAUUUUGUGACAGGUUAUUUGUGUCAGUCACAAAAUAUUUUUUCAGCAAAUCAAGGUAACUUAAUUGAAAACUUGUGCUCCUGAUGCCCUUUUUCACUGUAUGACGAUUGGCAGAAGAAUCUCUUUUUCUAUUUUUGUAGGAAAUUCUCUGGUUGUAAGUAAGUAUUAUUCAGUAUCUGCUACACAAUGUCUUUCUUUCACCUUUUAGUCUGUACUGCACCAUAACUCGUUCACUAUCUUAUAAAGAAUUGAAUUCUUUUUAAAAUUCAUAACAGUCACAUAAUUCCUCAUUCUGUGCUCCUUUUUGUCAUUGCUACACUUAGCUUGUUGCAUAGAAGAUUUACCCAUUAAUGUUGUAAUGAAUUAUCCUUCUCUCUUUUUUUCCUUUCUUUUUCCCCCCUCCAAAUGCAGUAGGUUUGUGAUUUGAAUGGUUAUAAGAUCUUUACAGCAUUGUAAUUGCUUCUCAUGUGUAGUGGACUGAUAUGUAGCACAGAACAGAAAACUAGCUUUCGAGCUCUUGUUUCAUUUCUAGCAAACCUCCACACAUUCACACACACAGGCACGCAUUUGGGUGUCUGUGUGGUUGUAUAUGUCAGUGGGUGUACUUUUUCUAGAAAAAGAGCAAAAGCAUGAAAGCUAGUGUUAAUACUGUUUUCUGUUACAUAUAUCGCACAUAUGUGCGCAAUCAAUGAGUGGUUGCCUUUCCGUAUUUUACGCACUGAUCCAUCUAAAAAUUUCCGUUAUUGUUAUGUAAGGUUAUGGAAUUGGUUUCAUAUGAAAAUAGGAAUUACAAGAAUAGCCAAUUAAUUACUAUAGUUUCAUAUUCAGAUAUUUGCUAGGGAACUUCAUACCCAAGUUGCAAUUCUCAGAUUGUUACAUGCAUUUUAAAAAACAUUGUUCCUUACAGUGUUUGAGUAACAUGAGGUUACUCAAUCUCUCUCUCUCUCUCUCUCUCUCUCUCUCUCUCUCUCUCUCUCUCGUGCGCGUGUGUGUGUAUGUGUGUGUGUGUGUGUGUGUGUGUGUGUGUGUGUGUGUGUGUGUGUGUGUGUUGUCCAUAGAAAUAAGUGUAAAAGAGAUAUUGCCUCGAGUGAAAUUGUUUUAACAUUAUGGUAUCUAGUCUUGCUGGGAUGAAAUGUUUCACAAAUUGAUAAUGGAUGAGUGAUUUGCUGGUUAAAUGUGUUAAUACUGAUCAAAGGAUCUUGUCACAUCUAUUGGGUUUUUUCAAAACACGAAGGAAUGCAGUUUUGUGCAUCACCCAUUUCAUAAUUAUAUUAAGAUGUCAGCCUCUCAGGUACAUAAAUGCAAUGGAAUAUGUGCAAACGCUUAAGACUAUAAAGUUUUGUAGCUUCUACAUGGUUCUAUUAUCAGUAUUAUUCCUGAGGAGCUAUCCUGGAACUAUAUCGUGCUCCCAUGACGUCCACUUCGGAGUCCUUUUUAAUAGUACACAACAUUCCUUCCUUGCAUGAGAUUUAUAGAAGGAUCAACUCUUAAACUAGUAGUUAGCCAUCAUGCAAAACAUUAGUGCAUGAUUAAGUUUUGAGAUGUAGAUAAUUGAAUUUUAAAUUCAGUGUGGCCUGUUGCCAUACCACAGUUAUGAACUUUCUCUAAUUUUACUAUAUAUUACAUUUUUCAUUUCUAUUUAAUCUACAAAAUUAUAAACUGCUAUGUAGGCAAUGUCAAUUUAAUAAUAACUGAUUAACUGUAUUGCAAAAGUUGUAUUUAUACAUAUGAAUGACUGAAGAAUCAGUGCAAAAUAUCCUAACUUCAUUGGGUGCCAUCACUUUUUGCUCCCUAUUCUUCCAGUUAGUACAAAUGAUUCUACAUUUCUUUGUACUAAUGAAAUAGAAUUUCACUGUGUGAAUACUAUUUGGCUAAUCCAAUUCCUUGUAUUUCGAAAGUAGAAAGUAUUUAUAUCCACUGUAUGACAUGGUGUAACGAACUGGUAGAUAUUUGUUGCGGUUUACUCAUGUUAACUUAAGUGAUAGUGUAAUAUGCUGUGACACUGUAUUUAGGUGGGAAAGGUACUGGUCACAAGAUCUUGAAGUACAUAUAUUUCAAAUACAGUAAUGUGCCAAAGAUUGAUUGUAUUGUUCCAGUGGUUAGUUUAGCACACUUUUCAAGAGCUUGAAAACUCAGGAUCAUUUCAUUUAAGUUUUUUUAUUAGUUUCUUACAGGUAUGUAUCUUAUUUUGGGAAAAUUAGGUUUUCAGAACAUCUUAUGUGCAAAGUAGCACAUUUAUUAUGUUUAAAUGUACUGUAGGUCGAGGGUUAUGACUUCAGGAUGGGCAGGGACCUUGAUGUACAUGUGUGCAUGUAAAAGUGCAGGCAUUCGUGUACUUGUAUGAAAGUGCAUGUUUGAUUAUGUGUCUGCUAAUACAUUCAUACACGUCCAUCAGAAAUUGAGACAUAAAGCUGUUGUAGAUGCUGACUUCCUUAAACCAGUGUAAGAUUUUGUUUGUUUCCAUUCAUCUUUCAAGUAUCUGCUCAUAGGUAAAAAGUUAUAUAACCCCAAUGUGCCAUGAAUUGUAAUAUAAUGGUAUGUCCUUGCCAUACACUGUGAAAAUAAAAAAAUCUGUCUAGCCAUAUUUUUGAUGGUGCAUUGUUGGAUUUAUAGUAAAUUUUCUGUUACUUAUCUGCGUUAUUUUUGCCUUCGGUUUUGCCAGUUGAUUCCCAAGAAAAGUAUUUAAACAUGAAUAAAAUUAGCCUCAGUUUUCCAGUGGAAACCUUUGUUUCUGCUCUUCUUAAAGUGCUUGUCUUCUAAAACUUUAGCCACUUUGUGCUGUAGAGUAGCCAACAUUAGCAGAAAAAUGCAUAUUAUAGUUAUGAAUGAUGGUGAUUAUUUUGUCGCUGGUUGUUUUAUAUGUAGUUGCUUUAACAAUUUCAGCCGAUGACAGACAGUUUUUCCUUAAAUUCAAGUAAUGGACGUUUUAAGGGUGCAGAGUUGUUAAUUCAAAAUCUGUUGCUGUGUAUAGUUGAGCCAACUCACUCACUAAAAUCAUUAGAUUCCAUAAGCUGAAUAAUAUUUAUGGGUUAAGAAGACUAAAAUUAGCUGUCUUCAAGUCUCUAUUGUUAAUUUUGUAUUUGUAAGAAAUUCUUUUGUUUUUCACAGCUCCUGAAAUGUUGUCCACCUGUUUAACUUUCUUAUUUAUAGAAUAUCUUACAUUUAACACUAAGAUUGAAGCAAUAUUUGCAUCUACAUGGCUUAAAAUAGGAUGUUAAAUGUGCCUCAUGCCAGUAAGUUAAUUUCUCCAUAUUAUUCUGUGGAUUUUGCAUGUUGAGAUUGUAUUGAAAACAUUUAGAUAGUAACAUAGCUGACAUUCAAAGUACAUCAUGCCUCAUGAUGUUAUAUAAGCUUUGUAUAAUAAGAUCCAGAAACUGAAGAAGGGCCUUGUUUAUUGGUGUGAGUGAUGUAAGUUACACCUUGAUUUUUCUCAUACCUUAAGUGCUUGAAAGUCUCUUUAAUCCAGAACUAAAGGCAGACAAACUAUUUUCUUUUUUGUUAUACUGGUGAUCUGCUGGAACUCAGUUUCAUCAAGGAUCUAGAAGAAAUCAGCCAAGAAUCAGUUGAUGGAACUGUCAAGAAUCAGUUGAAGUAAUCAUUUUGGCAUUCAGUUGGAUUUACAGGAACAAAAAAAUCUAUUGAAAGACCUAGAGUGUUUUCUUAAAGGAAACGAAAAAUGCAGUCAGAAUAUAAGUUAAUUGAGAUUUAAUUUCAUAAUCCACAUGUAAAUACUACAUUUACAAAGAUCUACAUGUCAUUUACACACAUAAAUUAUGUGCUUGAACACUUUUUUUGGUAAAAUUUUGAUUAGAGCCUCAUUUGGAUGCAGAAACAUAUGAGACUUGUUGUCACAGUACAGGUGUCUAACUAUACUUGUUUGCAGUAAUACUUUAUUUAUUGGGGGGCUUACACUCGGUGCAAGUACUUUUGAUUGGGCAGGUCUUGUGUUAUAUAUAGUAAACUGUGACUGUCUCAUAGAGGUGACUGUGUUGAGUAUGUGACUUGCACUGUGUCAUGUUUGCAUUAUUGUUGUUGGUGAUGAGAGAAGACUACUACUCUCAAAUAUCAUCAAGGGAAGCUUAAGAUCUCCAUCCAGUGAACAGUACACCAUCAACAAUUCGUUUGGCCACAUUUACAGCACAAAGGAAAUUAAGUAAAUGAGCAAUUAACCUUUGACUUUUAUAUUUGCGCAUGAAGUUCUUGAACUCGGUAGCAGUCCAUAGAACCAGAAUAAGAGGAGGUUUAUAAUUUUAACUAAGUCAAGUUACAACUUGAUUUUUCUCACACUUAAAGUACUUGAUAGUUUCUUAAAUGAGCCUAAAAAAUUCUAGGACUGAAAGAACUUGUAGUAUCCAAAUUCCUGACAAGCCUCCGCUAUAAUUUUAAAUCAUCAUUGUUCAAAAUGAAUCGUAACAUUUCCCAUUGUCUUCUGAGUGAGGAGAAGAAGAAGAAAGGUGAUAUUGACUUUCACUAAUUGUGGCACAUUAUAUAAUUCAAUCUACAUUUUAGACUAUUUUGUGUAAUGACACACUAAUGGCAAGAGGCACAUUUAGUGUAUGUCCUCUCCAAAAUUUUGUGACUUUUCUUUCUGUUAUUUAAAAGAAAUAUUAGAAGUGUAAAGAUACCACUCCACCACUGAAGUUACUUCUGCAAUAUGUCAACUCAUUAUAAAACUGUUUACAGUAUUUUAUUAUAAAAUAUGAAUUACUGUCAUAUGUGGAUAGUUCAGUUUGAAGUCUGUUAGUUUGUAUGAAUUGUGAACAUUUUGCGAUGAUAGGUAGAAGGCAUAUGUAUUUCCAAUAAGAUGCUCAUUGCUUUUAUAUUGUUUGGUACUUCAAGACCUUACAAUCUGUUGUGCAACAGGCUUGACGGUACUAGAAAUAGAGGUACCAGAUAAAUCCUGUUGGCAUUAUUAUUAUUAUUAUUAUUAUUAUUAUUAUUAUUAUUAUCAUCAUCAUCAUCAUUGUAUUGGGGGGGGGGGGGAGAAGUUAACUGUUAAAGGAAAUGAGGUAAAAGGAAAAAUAUUGUUUUGUGUAUGAAAUUAUUAUAUUUGUUGCAUUGUAUAAACUUGAUUUUAUUGUAUUUUAGAGAUACAUUUAUAAACAUGUCUCUAUCACCUUUUAUUUAAGAUUACUAUCUUUUUACUAGUACAAAAUAUUUUUCAUUGCUCAAUUCUAAUAAAUUUUGUAUAUACUGCUGGUCAGUACUCACUGAUAUAUUGUGUAUAUUAAUGUGAAAUUUGAAUAUAAAAGUAUUUAUUUGGUACACAAAGUACUACUUGUUUCCAAGUCUUUGUUCUUGCCAUUUUUACUGUAAUCAUAUCCUCACUUUAACUUAUUAUACUUUUCCUUGUAUAAAAUAGGUAUGUUUUCUGUUUCAUGUUUCCUCUUUAUGAGUGUCGCAGUUUUGUUCAUAUUUUGUCUGGGCUCUUUAAUUCGUUUGCUCUUGUGUUCUUUAUACAGGACUCUUUGAAAUAGAUCCCUGUCCUAUUAUUUGUUUAUCAAAACAGUAGUACUUUUAUUAUCCAGCUUCUUCAGUUCAUGUUUGCUGUAUUCUUCGUGUGGGUCUCUGAAAUAGAGCAUUGUUCCAUCCCUUGUCUUACCAAAAGCAGUAGUCAUUUUGACUUUGGUGAAGCGGAAGUCCUAUAGCUUUUAUAUUCUCGCCUUUGCCCUUGUUAUGAUAUAAUGAUGAUGGAUUAUAGUACAUUAUUUUAUAGGAUUUCUUCAUGUGCUCAACUACCCCAGCUAGCAAGUCUUUACCUUGGUACUGACAGACCCUGAUUGUGUAAUGUUUUGUGAGAAUGUAUGACAUGGUUUUUUUGAUAUGAGUGUGCUUAACUUGGCUUCAUUUGGUGGAAAUAUACAGAGCAAAACAGAAGGAGAAAAUAUAAACAAGUAUUAAGAAGACAAACUAACUAAGGUUUUACUGAAUACUCAACAGUGGACAUCAUACAUUAUUUUCAUUUACAUUAAGUCUGCAAUUUGUUUGUAGGAUAGUUAUAGAGGUACAAUGUCACUUAUAUUUGAAAAUAAAUUUUUCAGUUUUGUAUAAAAUCCACAUCAUUUUUUGUCUUAAAUGUUUACAUUAUUGUAGGAUUUUGUACUUCAUUAUGCACAUUUGAAAACAUUUUCUUCUUUCAUCUCUAUGAAUCAUGAGUUUGCUUAAAUUGAUAAAUGUAAUGUUUUGAUCAUAAACACUCAAGAAGGUAAACUGUAAAGUGUAGUCAGUAGAUAAACCACACUACUGGGGAUGAAUAUUUAAUCCUUAUAGUUUGUUAGGAAAAUGUUCAUUUUAAUUUCAUCUAUAGCUGUGGCAUUCAAUAUCAUGCAUGGUACUGGAGGAGGCUACUAAAAUGUAUUUAAAAUUUACACAAUGAAAGGAAAUUUAUGAAGACAAUGAGUAGUCCAACAUCUUUGCCAUAUUCAUUCAAAAGUUAACUACUGCUUGUAAAUGUGUUCCUAAAUAUAUUAUUAGCUAAACGCACAAAUGACUACACUCAGCUUGGAGUGAUCAACAAUUUGAAAAUUUUUGUGUGAAUAAACUUGAAUUAGGGAAGUGCAUCAGGUUACAUACAAUGCACUUUUAUACAUAGGAAAGGUGCUCAAUAUGAAAUUUGGUGAUUUAAUAUGAAAACUUAUCAGUUAUCAAGAAGCAAAUUACAGUGGUGUCACUACUAUCUGUGAAGAAAUUAUUUUGUUGGUUUCAUGCAUCAAAAAUAUAACAAUAUAUUUCAUAUUUGCAGAGAUAGAGUUCCACAAUUUGAAGACAACUGUGAUUUGUGUACGUAGUUUCCCUAUGUCAUUCUUCAAGGCAUGUGUCCACUUGUAUUUUGAUAGAGCUGUAGAAAUUGCAUUGACUGCCAGGCGCAUUUUGCUAUGUGUCAGGGAAGACAAUAUCAGAAGCUUGUUGUAACUGGGUAUAUAAGACAGUGCAACUCACCUGAUAACAGCAGAUCCAUUCAUUUAGCAGUUCUGACAAUGGCAAUGAGAAGUGGUUUGGAAGUACUGCAGAAACUAAAUAGAACUCAUUUAAAUAUAUAUCAAAAUUUUAUUGAACACAUGGUCGAAACCUCAUAUCAUCUUAUGGCAUGUGGCACUAAUAAUAUUUCUUUAAUGGCAAAAUGCAGUCCUAUUGGUCCCUGUGCUAAUGCAGUGCUUGAUUAAAUACCCAUUUUUUGCAAUAAAUUAGAAUCAUUAAACAGGAUUUCUCUGCUAGGGUUCAAUGAGUUUUCCAUAGCUGUAACAAAAUGCAGAGCUAAUAGAAAUUUUGUGUGUGUGUGUGUGUGUGUGUGUGUGUGUGUGUGUGUGUGUGUUCACUCCAUGUGUUUUGUGUGUGCGCUCCAUUCUUGUGGAAAAUAGUGUAUUUUAGUAUUUGUUUAUUCUUUUCUGAUUUCCAUGACUUUAACUAUGCAAUACAAAGUGAUUAUUAUUAUUUUAUUAUGUAACAUUAUGGACUUUUUUGCAUAUUUAAGUGCCUUCUCAUUCAGCACAUGUUAUUCGCAAAUUUGUGGAAAACUUUUAGUGUACAUUCCACUCUAGUAUAAGGAGAAAGAGAUGUGAAGAUUGUUAAAAAUUUUGUAUCUAUAGUAAUAUUUAAUUAGCUGUAUUAUUGCUGCUUAUCUGGUAUAAAAAUAUUGCAUCUGUUUUCUAAUUUUAUUGAGAUAGUUUGUAAAUUUCCCUCCCUUGUAUAUUAGAAGUACCUGUAUGCUUGAGCGUGAUGUGUACGUUUAUCAGAUAUCCUAUAUUUUUAGCAUGGAGUUCUGUUUUGUGAUUAAGUUGUUAAAAAAGACUAUUGCGAUAACCUUAUUUCUGUAAGCUGCAGCAACAUAGGAAACUGUAAAUAAGCUUAGUUCCUUCAACUGUAAAAAUACAGUAGUACUGUAUUGACCUAUUUUUAGUAACUAGAUUCAGUGUUCCACAUUGCUGCAACUCUCACAUAUUGUAUCAUAUAUUAAUGGGAACUAAUCCAUAACACUGGUAAUAAACGUUCAUGCAUUCAGGA
Schistocerca gregaria is the source of this 13424-nucleotide messenger RNA. RefSeq names its product G protein-coupled receptor kinase 2 (gene Gprk2). The transcript is spliced from 14 exons. NCBI's taxonomy places the organism in Eukaryota, Metazoa, Arthropoda, Insecta, Orthoptera, Acrididae. Gene Ontology annotation, biological process: regulation of signal transduction; signal transduction; protein phosphorylation. The record is from RefSeq and is a predicted model, not a curated record. Gene Ontology annotation, cellular component: cytoplasm. The coding region runs from base 434 to 2191 and encodes 585 amino acids. Gene Ontology annotation, molecular function: G protein-coupled receptor kinase activity; ATP binding.